Messenger RNA from Aplysia californica (California sea hare), 476 nucleotides. Its product is annotated as turripeptide Pal9.2-like. Gene Ontology annotation, molecular function: protein binding. Gene Ontology annotation, biological process: cell differentiation; multicellular organism development. The record is from RefSeq and is a predicted model, not a curated record. The transcript is spliced from 2 exons. The coding region runs from base 61 to 321 and encodes 86 amino acids. NCBI's taxonomy places the organism in Eukaryota, Metazoa, Mollusca, Gastropoda, Aplysiida, Aplysiidae.
GUGAAGAGUUGGUAUAAAACCUGGGCGCAUGUGUGUUCCUCGUUUACGAAGGAUCUCGCAAUGUCUUCGAAACACACGCUCUUUGUUGUUUGCCUGUUGGUCACCCUUGGUCUUCUGGCCAUAGGAGAGGGUGCCCCGGUCAGACUGCCCCUGACCUUGUCCUGCCGAAACAGAGCGUGUAUCCUGGUCUACGCGCCUGUCUGUGGCACUGACGGGAACACCUACUCCAACUCGUGUUUCCUCGGCCUCGCCAACUGUGGCCGGAUCGGAAAGGACGUAAUCAAAGUGGCCCACGAAGGGGCUUGUGGGACUUUGAUGUAGGCAAAGAUCGUAUAAAACAAGAUAAUUCACUCCUCCCUUUGAGACAAUUUUUUUAAUGUCCUCUAAUUCCGGAAGCGCCCUCUUCGAAAAAGUGCGGACUUUGCAAAUAGAGUUACCCUACUUCUGUGAAAAACAAUAAAAGCAAAACUAACAAA